AUGGCUGAGGCGCUGCGGCUGGAGAUCGCGCCGUUGGGCGUUGCAGUGCUCUGCGUUGUGACUGGGGCUGUCAAGACGCUGGGACAAACGUACUUUGAAGACUCGAAGCUGCCGGAUGGAUCGAUGUCCAAGGAUAUUGAAGGUACGAUCAAGGCCCGGGCACAGGGGAAUGCCGAGGAUGGAUCUGCAGGAGUAUGCGGACACGGUUGUGCAGAAGAUUUCGCAGAGGAAGACUGGCAAGAUAAGGGUUGGUGA
This is a messenger RNA of Cyphellophora europaea CBS 101466, 255 nucleotides long. RefSeq lists its product as uncharacterized. The transcript has a single exon. Bases 1 to 255 code for a protein of 84 amino acids. NCBI's taxonomy places the organism in Eukaryota, Fungi, Ascomycota, Eurotiomycetes, Chaetothyriales, Cyphellophoraceae. The record is from RefSeq and is a predicted model, not a curated record.